AUGAUUCCUUCGAUAUCAUCAAAGCACAUUUUUUCAAAGUAUUUAUUUAAACCAUCAUCGCCGUCAUCUUUUCCAUCUUUAUUACUAUCACCAUUAUUAUCAAUCAAAACAACAAACAAUUUAUUCAAAAUCCAACUUAAUCAUUACUCUAGCAAAAAAAAGCUAAAAAGAGAACCAAUUAAAUCGAGACCAGAAUUAUUCACACAACAAAUUGUUUUAUCAAAUGGAGCUACUUUUACAAUGCGGACAACAUCGCCUAAACCAUUAAUCAAAUUAAUACGAGAUACUCGUAAUCAUCCAUUGUGGAACCCUGAAACAUUUUCAGGUCAUUUGAGUGAUGAAAGUGGACAAUUGUCUAAAUUUAAGAAAAAAUUUGGUGAAGAAAUUUACGAUUUAGAUUUUGUUCAAUCAGAAGGAGCGACAAGGACAUCAAGAAGUAGAAGUCGACCAAGGAGUCGACCUCCACGCUCCAUAUCACGCUCAAGAAGUCGUCAUUCUUAUUCAUCAUAUUCUUCACGUAGUGGUUCCUCUUCUAGUAGUACAGAAAAGAGAUCACCAGUACCAGCAGCACCAACAGCAUCAACAACAAGAGGCCGUAACUCCAUUAGAUCACCACCGCCAGCUUCUUCUUCGCGUCAUCACAAUUACACCUCUUCUUCGCGUAGACAACGACGUUCCUCUUUAUCGCCCAUACUUCCUACAAAAAUUAUGGUUAAUAAAUUAACAAAAAAUGUUAAGGAAGCUCAUUUACAAGAAAUAUUUGGUGCAUUUGGUAGGAUUAAUCGAAUAGAAGUAUUGAUUGAUGAAAAAUGUAUGUGA
Molecule: messenger RNA, 819 nt
Organism: Entrophospora sp. SA101
Lineage: Eukaryota; Fungi; Glomeromycota; Glomeromycetes; Entrophosporales; Entrophosporaceae
Source: the annotation of a GenBank genome assembly